AUGUCGUCUUCUUUGGCCUCCUCGUCCUACCGCCGCAGGAUCCUCGACUCCAAGGUGGCGGCCACCCACGCGCUCUACUCUUCCCGCCUCCCCUCCCGCUCCAGGCAGACUGCGCACACCAGGAUUGGCGCCACCACCACAGCUCACGGACUUGAGAGUAGCAUCAUCAGCGUCCUAACUAUGCAUCACUGGGAGACCUUGAAUCGUAUGGCGUACAAAUUUGGUAAGCUUGACAAAGUUCAUGGAAAAGUAGCCUUGAAGAUACUGGGCUCGAUUGUGCACCUAUCAGGCUUAGAGCGAAUUACCCAUAUUUACUGCAUGGCUGCUCAUAUCCUCAUCCAAGCUCAAAUGCAUUCACAAGCAAUAUCAGUGUUGAAGCAUCUUGCUGUGGGAGGAUUCCCCUGCAGUGCUAUAUUGAGCUCCCUUAUGCGAACCAUCACGCGUUGUGAUUCCAGUCCCAUGAUUUUUGACCUUCUUAUCAAUGCAUAUCUGAAGGAAAAGAAAGUUGUUGAUGCAAGUAAGGCGAUUUUAUUUAUGGAUGCAUGUGGAUUUAAGGCUUCAGCUCUUUCCUGCAAUGCUGUCAUUAAUGCUCUCGUGGAAGUUGGGGAAUCAAAACAUGUUUGGUUCUUCUUAAAAGAAAGCCUGGCCCGGAAGUUCCCUUUGGAUGUCAUCACUUGCAAUAUUGUGCUGAAUUCUCUGUGCCUUGAGGGCAACCUUAAAAGUGCUAAUCUUAUGCUACAAAAUAUGAAGAGUUGCUCCUUAGCAAAUGUGGUUACUUAUAAUACAAUACUUUACUGGUAUGUUAAGAAAGGAAGGUUCAAGGCUGCCAUGUGUGUCUUAGAAGAUAUGGAGAAGAAUUUUGUAGAGCCAGAUGUAUAUACUUACAACAUCAUGAUAAUUAAGUUAUGUAGAAUGAAGAGGAGUGCACGUGCCUACCUUUUGCUCAAAAGAAUGAGGGAAGAUAACUUAUCACCUGAUGAAUGUACAUAUAAUACUUUGAUCAAAGGUUUCUUUGAUGAAGGUAAGAUGAAACUUGCUAUCUAUAUCUUCAACGAAAUGCUGAAACAGAGCCUGAAACCAAGUCUAGCUACUUACACUACCUUGAUUGAUGGGUAUUGCCGAAAUGGGACCACUGAUGAAGCUUUAAGAGUUCUAUGUGAAAUGCAAGUUGCUGGUGUAAAACCAAGUGAAUUAACUUACAGUGCAAUGCUGAAUGGUUAUUGCAAAGCUUCCAUGCUGGGACAUGCAAUGAAUCUUAUUGAAGUUCUGAAAGCAAGUGGUACAACAAUCAAUAGGACUAUGUAUACUAUUCUGAUUGAUGGUUUCUGUCAGCUAGGAGUGGUUUCUAAGGCCAAACAAAUAUUAAAGUGCAUGCUUGUUGAUGGAAUUAAUCCAGAUGUUAUUACUUACUCAGCAUUGAUUAAUGGUAUGUGCAAGAUGGGUAAGCUGGAUGAAACAAAAGAGAUUUUGCCAAGGAUGCAAAAAACUGGAGUUUUGCCUAAUGAGGUGCUUUAUACAACUCUAGUUUGCUAUUGUUGUAAGGCUGGAUAUGUCAGAGAAGCACUAAAGUAUUUCGUGGACAUCUAUCGAAGGGGCCUAACUGCCAAUUCAUUCAUCCAUAAUACUUUGUUAUGCUCGUUGUAUGGAAAAGGAAUGAUUGCACAGGCUGAGCAAUUCAAACAAUACAUGUCUAGGAUGCAGAUAUCAUUUGAUGUCGCCUCUUUCACCUGUAUAAUAGACUACUACUGCACCAAAGGUAACAUGCAUGAGGCAUUCUCGGUGUAUGAUGAUAUGGGUAGAUAUGGUUGUUCUCCAAAUGUUUACACAUAUAGGAAUUUGCUUAGAGGAUUAUGCAAGGGAGGCCACUUGGUACAAGCAAAGGAGUUCAUGGCCUGCCUUAUUGACAUACCUUCUGCAAUUGAUCAGAAAACCUUUAAUGCAUUACUUCUAGGGAUCUGCAAAGAUGGGACACUAGAUGAAGCUCUGGAGUUAUGUGACAAAAUGGUUACAAGUAACUUCCUACCUGGCAUCCAUACCUACACGAUUCUUCUUAGUGGUUUUUGCAGAAAAGGUAAAAUUGUACCCGCGGUCAUCUUGUUGCAGAUGAUGUUGCAGAAAGGGUUUGUCCCAGAUAUUGUUACAUAUACAUGUUUGUUGAAUGGUUUGAUCAAGGAAGGCCAACUUAAGGUUGCUUCCUACCUGUUCCAGGAGAUCAUAUGCAAGGAAGGCAUGUAUGCUGAUUGUAUUGCCUACAACUCAAUGAUAAAUGGGUACCUAAAGGCAGGAAUGAUACAUAAAGUAGAUAUGAUGAUUUGUGAUAUGCAUCGUAAUGAGGUUUCUCCAAACCCAGCUAGUUAUAAUAUUCUUAUGCAUGGGCACAUCAAGAAGGGACAUUUAUCAAGAUCUAUUUAUCUCUACAAAGAUAUGAUAAGGAAUGGGAUUAGGCCAAACAAUGUGACAUAUCGUUUGCUUAUGCUUGGACUUUCCAAACAGGGUAUGAUUGAAAUUGCAGUCAAGUUCUUGGAAAAGAUGGUCUUAGAAGGCAUUUAUCCUGAUAAGUUAGAUUUUGACUUACUCAUAACUACAUGUAGUGAAAAAUCUAGGAUGCCUAAUGCUUUACAGGUUUUCAACUGUAUGAAGCGGUUAUAUAUGUCACCUAGCAGCAGCGCAUACAGUGCCAUGAUAAAUGGAUUAAUCAGGAAAAACUGGUUGCAGCAGAGUUGUGAUAUUUUACGGGACAUGGUUGAAAGUGGAGUUGAACCAAAUCAUACACACUAUAUUGCGUUAAUCAAUGCAAAAUGCAGGAUUGGGGACAUCAAUGGAGCAUUCAGGCUUAAAGAGGAAAUGGCAGCUCUUGGUGUUGUGCCAGCUGAAGUUGCUGAAAGCUCAAUUGUUAGAGGUCUUAGUAAAUGUGGAAAGGUUGAAGAGGGCAUCAUAGUUUUCUGUAGCAUGAUUCGUGCAGGAUUGGUGCCAACCAUUGCUACUUUCACUACCCUAAUGCAUGGUCUGUGUAAAGAAGGCAAGAUUGUGGAUGCUCUGGACCUCAAAAGGUCAAUGGAGUUGUAUAGAUUGAAGAUUGAUGUUGUCACCUAUAAUGUUCUAAUCACAGGUCUGUGCAAGAAUCAGUGUGUUUCUGAUGCAUUAGAUCUUUAUGAAGAGAUGAAAUCUAAGCAACUUCGACCGAACCUUACAACAUACACCACAAUAGCUGGAGCCAUCUAUGCAUCAGGCAGAAUUCUGGAGGGAGAGAAACUACUCAAUGAUAUAGAAGAUAGGGGCUUUGUUUCUUCAUAUAAGGAUCAAAGUCCUGAAUGGAGGUUGCAAAAUGCAGUGAGGAAGUUAAACAUGAUAAGAAAUUGCCGAAAAACAAUAACAUUUGAGAAUGAGGUCGAGCCACUGCAUGCAGAUCAUGAAUCCAUGCCUGCCAAAGACUGAAAUCCUCUAGAAAUUGAACUUUCCACUUCAAAGGAAGUGAUACAUUUAAUCGACAUAUAUAUGUAUCAGUACAUUUGAGAGUCCUCUGAAUGGCUAUUUUAGCUCAUCGAUUUUUUUUUGCAAAGGUAAGUUGUCUUCUCUCCACUACAUCCUACUUGCAACAAGGAAAGGACAGAUCAGGUGCAUCUGUUCACUUCAAUGUUACAAUCUAAGUUGCUGGAUAUCAGCGUAUAAGAACAUAGUUACUUGCUUUGCUUUGUUUCACCAUUUACUGGGCAGUGCUGCUAUUUUUGCACUUUUUCUUCCUUGCUGCAGAAACAUAGUGUAGGGUGGCAAGAUUGCAGCUUCGCUGUGCUAUAUGUACAGUUUUCAGUAGAAAGACUCUGCGUAUAUUAUUUUUUUGAAGGUAGAAGAAACAAGAACACAGCCAGUAGAAAAUGGGUGAAGAGUAAAAUGUAUUAUAGUUAGUCUUGCAUAACUGGAGAACAAUAUGUACUCUCUGGGAAGGAGAGAUUACCCUUGUGCUAAUGUUUAGAGUUGCUUUUUUAGAUGUGCAACUUACAUUAGCUACAAAUUUCAGCUGACAUGGCUGGACUAGCAUCCCAAAUGAAGAUAUCUUGUGCAAGAGAUGUGUAUUCCAUUUGGAUGAAACGAUGAAGUGUUUCCGUAGGCACAUGGCCACUGAGUGUUACUACUAGUUGGAUGAACUUGAUUGUACCUCUGUCCGUGUUAAACAAACACACAGAAGUGAAUACAUUCAGAACAUUAUUGCUAGCAAAGUCUCUAGUUAAACUCUAGGAUUCCAAAGAAGCAGUUAAUUAUGUAGGUCUGAAACAUUGUACUGAAAGAACUUCAAAGCUCAGGAUGAUGAUUAACAUUGUGUGUUCUAAUUUCUAGGUUAAUCGUGCACUGGUAAUAUUCAAUCUUAAUUAUGUGUUGAAGUUCCAUUUGUUAAUUCAUUUCUAACUAGUCUAUAGAACAUAGUUUUUACAUUGCAUUAUCUUCUUUUUUUUCUGGUCAUUAUUGUAGGAAUCUAUGAAAUUGUUGUGUUUAUAUCAAU
Lolium rigidum is the source of this 4495-nucleotide messenger RNA. Its product is annotated as pentatricopeptide repeat-containing protein At5g55840-like. Bases 1 to 3435 code for a protein of 1144 amino acids. The record is from RefSeq and is a predicted model, not a curated record. NCBI's taxonomy places the organism in Eukaryota, Viridiplantae, Streptophyta, Magnoliopsida, Poales, Poaceae. The transcript has 2 exons. Gene Ontology annotation, molecular function: protein binding.